AUGCUAACUGGGCGGGAGUUAGAAACAAUUCGACUUGCUUGCGCCUAUAGCUCAAUAAUCUACUUGCAGCUACGUGACGCUCUCGCAAAUAUAUACGUGCGUGGUGCGGUGCCGGUGAAGCCGGAUCGGAAAUUAACAUCAAGCGGUUUCUUUUUGCCACGAAUGCUCGACGAGGAAUGGUUGAGGCGUCGCGUCAGUAAGUCGGGAAUCGAGAACGCAGCCACUGAUACCUCGGUGCAAAGUAACCGCACUGCUGAUGCGUCUCCUGUGCCUGAUUGGCUGUAG
Gongylonema pulchrum is the source of this 285-nucleotide messenger RNA. Lineage: Eukaryota; Metazoa; Nematoda; Chromadorea; Rhabditida; Gongylonematidae. The record is from the annotation of a GenBank genome assembly.